Messenger RNA from Osmia bicornis bicornis, 2780 nucleotides. RefSeq names its product cyclic AMP-dependent transcription factor ATF-6 alpha (gene Atf6). The transcript has 8 exons. Bases 250 to 2541 code for a protein of 763 amino acids. Gene Ontology annotation, molecular function: RNA polymerase II cis-regulatory region sequence-specific DNA binding; DNA-binding transcription factor activity, RNA polymerase II-specific. Gene Ontology annotation, cellular component: nucleus. NCBI's taxonomy places the organism in Eukaryota, Metazoa, Arthropoda, Insecta, Hymenoptera, Megachilidae. Gene Ontology annotation, biological process: endoplasmic reticulum unfolded protein response; regulation of transcription by RNA polymerase II. The record is from RefSeq and is a predicted model, not a curated record.
CUGUCUGUGCUGACCACCUGACACCUGGUGACACUGUAUUAUUGUUGAAAUUGAUGUUUUUAUGAAUUGAAUCUGUUUCUGUUAAAUAUCAAUUAUGUACAAAUUAUUUAUAUAGUUAAAUGCUGCUAAAACAUUAUACUUUUUUUUAAGAGAAAAGGUUAUUAACAUCUUUAUUUUGUCAAUAGCUCUUGUGUAGGUUAUUAAUAUCAUUAUUUGUGAGAUAAAAGAAAAUUUCAUGUUCAUCAAAAUAUGUUGAUAAAUGAAGAUUCACAGUACAAUAAUAUCGCAGCAUCUGAAGUUGAGAUGUUUCCAGAUUUUGAAGAUAAUAAUUAUUCACUUCUGCCAGAUGAUUUAUUCCAAAGCUUGAGUUCUGAAUUAGGCAUACCUCUUCUGUUAGAAAAUGAAAUAUGUUCAAAGACAGAUGAUAAUCUUAAUACCCAGAUUAUUGAUGAUAUUUCUUUAGGAGAAUCUCUGACUGGUUUUAAAGAUUUUGAUAUAAGUAUACCGCAACAAAAUUCAGAUUUGAGUAAUGAUGCAGAGAUAGAAAUUAAGUUGGAGCCUAUGAGUCCUCAUAUAGAAUUGCCUUUGUCACCUAUACCAAGUCAUUCAGAGUCUAAUAAACUAGAUGGACAAAUGGAAACAAACCAUGUUGCUACAUUAUAUGAUUUUAAGCCAAAUUUAGAAACACCACCUAUCUCACCACCACAAGAUGUUUCUCCAUGUAAGUCUCCAGAACAUACAUGGGAUCAAACAAUGGUCAAGAAAAAAAUUACACUCAAACCAUUUAAAUCUCAAGAUAUGAAGCAAACAAAAUUUAUUCUCUCUAAACUUAAUUCUGCUAAACGUGUUCGAGUUCAACCAAAAAAUAAUAUACAAUUUACAACCGAUGAACAGCCACAGGGUGCUAUACUUUUGAAUGCUCAAAAUUUCGUCACAUUCACUCAAAAAGCUAAACAAAACUGUACAUCUUAUCCUUUUCUAGCCCAUUUAUUACCAAACAAUGGAAAUGACAAGAUCCAAACUUCAAUGCAAUUUCCAUCGAUGCAGAUAAGAACAGAAGCAAAAACAGUUCAAGUACAACAAAAGAAUAAGAUAAAAGUAGUGGAUAAUAUUCCGAAUUUGUAUGUACCAGGAAAAGAAUCAGUAAUUAAUGCCGUUGACGCGUCCUUAGCCCCAAAUAAUGAGACAACAAGAUGUACCUCUAUAAUUGUAAAAAAUGAUUCAUCUCAGUGUAGACCAAUAGUAAUUAAAACCGAAAAUUCAAAUUAUACCCCUAUCGUUAUAAAAACUGAGAGCCAAGAGAUUAAUUAUGCUGGGCGACAAGAAUGUGAAAUGAAAGCAUUGAAAAGGCAGCAGAGAAUGAUUAAGAACAGAGAAUCAGCUUGUUUGUCUCGAAAGAAAAAGAAAGAAUACGUAUCUUCUCUGGAAAAACAAAUUUCCAGUUUAGAGCAAGAAAAUAGACAAUUAAAAAUGGAAAAUACAAACUUAAAGCAAAGGCUCUCAACCUUAGAAGGUAUAAAUAGUAGCAGUAAAUUUAAGAACAUCAAUCAUAAUAUAAAUAAAAAGAAUGUUGCUAUUCUCUUAGGAAUGAUUUUUAUGGUAUCUUUAAAUGUUAAUGGUUUCAGGGAUUUACUUUCACAAAAUAAUCGAUUGGACACGUUAUCAGCUGAUGUUCCUAUUAGCCCGAAGUAUGUUAGACACGGAAGAACCCUAUUAUGGACACCUAAAGAUCAAAUUGAAGACAAAGACGAAGAUAACUUCCGUAAAAAUACAACGACGCCUCAGCCUAUGUGUCCAAUGCAUAUUAAUCAAAGUGAAUCGAUCCGUUUAGAUUAUGAAUUAAGACGCUGGAUCGGUGGAAAGUCUGAUAAAGAUAAUUGGAGUAUGUUGAAAAAAUCAAGAUUAGACGCAAAACUGCUGGCUGAGCUUUUAUCGUCUCCUCGUACAAUGCAAACAGAAAUUAAGCGUAAACACAAUUUCUCUCAAAGAAAAAAAUCUGUAGUAGUUAAGAAAAAAGCCGAUCCGCCUAUAUCAAAUGCGGUAGAAGUUUUCUCUCCAAUAAUAAAAGAGCAUGCUUCUUUGUUUGAAGCUCUUGGAAGAAGAGAUGAUACCUUUUAUGUAGUUUGGUUCAGUGGAGAACAUUUACUUUUGCCAGCUUCGAGCAAAAAUAGUACAGGUAGGCCACGAAUGUCGUUGGUCCUUCCUGCUCUCCCUGUGAACGAAACAUUUUCAACGCCUGCUAAUGAUAUGACUAUGAUGCAAAUCGAUUGCGAGGUUACCAAUACACAACUGUUGCAUUUACAACAAUCAGUCAUACCUAGUAAUUUGAAAAAUAACAACAGGUCUCGAACUCAUACCCAUCGAACUGACACAGCAAGUGAUAUAUCAGAUGCAGUAACAGCUGAUACAACUAAAACUUACAAACCGUAUUUUAUUAAAGAAACUAAUCAUAAGACUUUCUAUGAAAGAAAAUUAAGAGAUGCAUAUAUGGACAGAAGUAGUAGAAAUUAUAGCGAAACGACCGAAUAUAUAUUGAAAUAGAAAAUUAUUUCUAAAUUUGAUUUAGAAAAGAUGAAGAUUCAAAUACUAGAAAACAUAAAAGAGAUAGAACUAAUCAAAAAGAUUAUGUUUAGCAUUUAAACGUUUUUAUUUUUCACAAAAUACAAAACUUAAGGUUCACAUUCGCACAUGCAAACGUAUCGGUAAUGCACACAAGCAUAUACAUAUUCAUAAUAUGUACAAUUUAGAUACAAUUGCAGAAAUAAAUCGUCACAAAUAUA